Ruditapes philippinarum (Manila clam) is the source of this 3323-nucleotide messenger RNA. RefSeq lists its product as uncharacterized. The coding region runs from base 166 to 687 and encodes 173 amino acids. The transcript is spliced from 6 exons. The record is from RefSeq and is a predicted model, not a curated record. NCBI's taxonomy places the organism in Eukaryota, Metazoa, Mollusca, Bivalvia, Venerida, Veneridae.
UUGAUUCACCUGUAAACAAUUUAAUGGGAAACCAGAUCAUUUAGUUCAAGCGAUGAGAUAUUGUGCUAUUUUCGUGUCCCCAGAACGAAAAUAUCUCAGUAUCAAGAUUUUGCACGACUACCAGAUCAUUAUACAGCUUUGAACACAAGUUUUUCACAUUGGAAAAUGGCAGCUUACCAGAUUUUCCGAGAAGUGAUUUUACUCUUGAAUAUUGCCCCAAUAUAUACAAUGGUAACAGGGAGCAUGGAUAGUGAUGAAGCUGACGUUAAUAAGGCUAAAUUUCUACACGCUGUAUAUAUUGCCUUAGGGGUGGUUAUAUGCAUGCUCCUUUUAAUGUUUGUAGUUCUAAAACGUGAAUGCCUUGGAAAAUUAUUCAGCUCUUUGAUCAGCCCCUGUUGUCGUAUACAAAAUGAUGAGAAAUGCACAGUAGAACCUGCUGUUAAAUUUGAUACCAAUCCAAUGUGUAGAAAUCUCAACCAGUCUGAGAUAGACAACCUGCAGACUGGCGAGGCAGAUGAUGAUGAACAAUCACAAGAUGAUUUGCGUAUCAUAACAAUAGUAAAUGGAAGAGCUAAUGUUGCUGCUGCUGCUGCUGCUGCUACUGAUGAUGAUGAUGAUGAUGAUGAUGAUUACAAAGAUGCCGAAGAUCAUGCUGAUAUUGAUGAGGACCAAUCGUUGCUAAAAUAAUCACAUUAAGAUAAAAUAUAUAUUUGCUUUCUGUCUCAUUUGAUCAAAGUCAUUCAUUAAGAAAUCUCUUUUUGUUUUUGAUAAGUUUAAUUAUUUUAUUACUUACAUUUUUCAGUUUUUAUAUGAAAGAUUUUAUAACAUUUUUUUUUUGUGUCCCGGAUUGCUAAGAUAUGAUAUUUAAAAAAUAUUACAACAUGUUUUUUGCUUGAGAAUACAUCUUGAUAACAGAUUAAGUAUUGUAUAAUAGGAAUGUUAAUAUGAAUAUCAUGUCUUUUUUUAUUUAUAUACAAUACUCGUGUUCAUAAAUGAAUGCAUUUGCUAGACUCAUCAGGGUUUCAAAACAGACUAAAUUUUCUAUUCAAUUUAAUGUCAAAUUUGGAUCUCAUUUUCGGUCGCGGACAAAAAUUUCGAUUAUAGACUAUGCCUAAUGCAAAAUUUGUUCUUAAAUGUGCAAAAAGGGAGCAGGGUUAUGUUUGAGACUAAGUAAUUCUUAGGGAAGGAAUCAUGUUAAAAAUAUGGAGAAAAAAAUAAUAGACAUGUAAUAGUAUUAUCUUGACUAGCAUUUACUCAUUUUGUUUUACAAUUUUUCUAGCUCAUAUAUUUAUUUAAAGAUAUUUUUGAAUUACCUGAAAAUGUGUUCUGUUUGGGUGACUGUUGUGUAUUGAGGUGCAGGUCGCCAUCAGUGCAAAUUUCUUUAAACUAAAGUAUCUCAAUAUUAAUGUGUUCAGUUUUUUAUGUUAAAUUUAUACCUAACAUUAUAGUUGUGAAUAUAAUCGUUUUCCCCUUGUGUUAAAACUUAAUUUGAAUGUUGUAUUUAACGGGGAAUGGGGUAAAACAAGUUUCUAAGAGUUGUUUGAUAUACCAUAAAUUAUAUGUAAUGUAGUGUUAUAUAUAUAUUGUCGAAAUAGUUAGUUCUAUCAGAAGCAUUUGGCAACAGUAACAUUAAAAUUUGAUUUUCUAUUUUGGAGUAAAUGACAAAAAAAGAAAGACAAAAAAGAAUUCAACAAAGGAACAUGUUAAAUUCCACAAAAUUACAUGUUUAAAUCAAUACGAAAAUUUCUUCACAAUAUUUUUGACACAAUAAUGACUUGAUUACAGUGAUACAAAUCAUAUUAUGCAUAAAAUAUCAAAUAAAUCUAUGAUAUAUCUCAAACAGAUAAAACGGUAAAUAAAUGUUAAUAAUGUAAUGUAUAGCAAUAGUUACACAGAACAACAUCAUGCAAUAGAACAGGUAGGGAUUUUUUUCUGCAAAAUCAAGCUCUGUCUGUCUGUUUGUCUGUCUGUCUGCCUGUUUCUUUCAUUAUUGAAAUACUUUACCUUUGCUACUGAAGGUUUUUAAUGAACUUGUCAGCUCUUUCAAAAUUGUAUUACUCAACUCCAAUUGUUAAAAUCGAAGUUUCAAGACAAAGAAUAAACCAAAAUUCUUUUCCUGAUGAUUUUAGCAACUGCGUUUAUUAGUGUUCUUAAUUACUUCUGAUUAUGUGUAGUUACAUGUGUCUUUACUUUUUUAUUUUGAUUAAUAAUCAUGUUUUUAACUUUAUUUACUUCUUAUACAUAAUAUUUAUCAUGAAAAAAUAACGUUUUGAGAUUUUUUAUGUAAUCACGUGGAAACUAUUUAAAAAGAAAUUUUGAAUGUAAAAGAUGGUACUCACUUAACUCUUGGUAAAUAUAUUGGUUAUCUUUUUUCCUUAAGCCUUUGUUCAUUAUGUUUAAUAACAUUUUUCUUACCAACAUUAUUUAGCAUUGAAAAACAAACAAACAAAAAACUCCAACUUUUAAGUGAUUUUUGUCAUAUGAAUUUACCGGUGUUGUUAGUUUGAAAAUAUAUAUUAACUCUGUAUAAAGAAAUAAGUUAUAAGGGAACUAUUAAAUGUACCUGUCGAAAUAUUGUUUUCUUGUCAUGCCAAAUGUCAAAUACUUACCAAUGCCAAAUUUGCCAAACUAGUAUGAAUUUUUAGUCAUUUUAUUAAAAUAAUUGUGUUUUUUUUCAAGAUACCAGUAGAUAUAUAGUUUUACUAAACAUGAUGACAUUUUAAAAUCGUCACCUAUGUUUUUUUCUUGUUCAUAAAAUACUAGGAGUAUUUAGAAGUAUUAUCAAUGCAAUGGAAUCAGUAUUAAACUGUAUUAUGUAGAUCAGAUCUGUGAUGUUAAAAACACUUGACAUUACUUGUUUCUUUUGUAUUUUAAGUACGUAUGUAUAUAUACGGAUAAAAACGACCCAUAAAGGGUUUAUUUUAUGACACAGUCAUGAACUUUAUGAUAAAAUAGUGUUUACUAGACCCGGUGUCCUACAUAUCUUAAAAUUUUCAAACAAUUUAAAAGUUUUGAGAGAAGAAUACAAUUUGAAGCUUUUCAUAAUUUUAGAGUAAGGGAAUUUUUAGUUUGUAUAUGUUCUUAGGAUUGGAGAAAAAUAUAAUUGUAUUUUAAACCAAUACCAUAUACAUGUAUAAGUAACAAUAUUUUUGUUUUAACAUUCUCUGUUAUCUGUUUGUGAUAGACCUUCUUAACUAAAAGACAUCAGAUGUUGAAUAUUAAGUUGUCGAACAGAAAUCUUUUGAUAACUCUCAAUAUUUUUUACUGCAUAGACUUCAUUGUUUGAUAGAUAAAAACAGAUAUAUAUAUAUUAUAUAUAUAUA